This is a messenger RNA of Nicotiana tabacum (common tobacco), 946 nucleotides long. NCBI's taxonomy places the organism in Eukaryota, Viridiplantae, Streptophyta, Magnoliopsida, Solanales, Solanaceae. The record is from RefSeq and is a predicted model, not a curated record.
UCUUUAGUUUAGGAUUUAGGUCUCGGUUAGCAAUUUCAUGUCUACAUUAGCAGCUUUUUUCCUUUGGCCAUUGCUACUUGGAAAAGCCGGUCUGUUCCUCCCUUUGACUGUAGUACAGUUACCUAUACCUAUAGAUACACAGUAAAUCAUAAGAAUACUUUCACUUCCACAUAAUAUUAAUGGCGAUUAAGGGUCAAUUUUCUCUUCUCUUUUCCUCAUUGCUAAUAUUGCUGCUUUGCUUUAUAAGUUUCAAUAACAAAAAUGGAAAUUGCGAGCAGGAGUACCAUUUCAAUAUUGAAGAAGUUACAAUCAAAGACAUACAAUUGGCCUUUGCCCAAAACAAGCUCACAUCAAGACAACUCGUUGACUUCUACUUGCAUAAAAUUGAAACCCUUAAUCCCGUUCUUCGUGGAGUUAUCGAAGUGAAUCCGGACGUGCGAAAACAAGCCGAUGAAGCUGAUAAACAAAGGGAGAUAAUUAAGAAGAAACUGAGCAGUUUACACGGUAUUCCUGUUCUGGUCAAAGAUAGCAUAGCAACAAAGGAUAAGCUAAAUACUACUGCAGGGUCUUACGCGUUGCUCGGUUCAGAGGUGCGUAGAGAUGCUACAGUUGUGGAGAGGCUGAAGAAUGAUGGUGCUUUGAUUUUGGGAAAGGCUAGUAUGAGUGAGUGGUACCAUUUUCGAUCUUUCAGUAUUCCUGAUGGAUGGUCUGCUAGAAGUGGCCAAGGUGUGAACCCAUAUGUGCAAGGAGGAAGUCCAUGUGGUUCAAGCAGUGGAUCUGCAAUAUCCGUAGCUGCUAACAUGGUGGCUGUGUCACUAGGAACUGAGACUGACGGCUCAAUUAUCUGUCCUGCUGAAUACAAUGCUGUUGUAGGCCUCAAACCCACCGUUGGACUCACUAGCCGUGCUGGUGUCAUUCCCCUUUCUCCUCGACAGGACACAAUUGG